UAAAUAUGCGGUCCCUUCCGCAGCUGAGUCCUCUUUUCCGGAAUUCAGGUGGGCGGUUACAAAGGCAGCAGUCAUAACAUCAUAUGAUCUCAGCCCCUCUCAGCCUCCCGGGGAACUCUCGGAAGUGGGGGAGAGACGAUGCCUUCGCGGCGCGGACGAGAGUGCUAACAUUUGCGCAUUGAACGCAACAGGCAUCAGGGUAUGUUAUUUUUUUAUGUUUUGCUACUUCAGCUGCUUAUAAAUUUGUCUGCGUUCCCUCACUGCUCAAGUCAAUUUAAGGAAUCAAAGGAUGCAAUAGAAGAAGUAUUCAUCUUUGCAGAGAAAGCCAAUUUAUUCAUUGGACGACAUCUUCUAUAUAACAGAUUUGACUUUGAAUUAAUAACCCAAGGGGAUCUUGAAAGAGAAUGCUAUGAAGAGCAAUGUGAUUUUGAGGAAGCAAGGGAAUUUUUUGGAGAUUCAAGAAAAACAAUGUCUUUUUGGACUGAAUAUACUCUUAGGGGUCCUGGGUCAAAAACAGGUGGCCAAGCAGUAGAGAAGAUUGAUGUCAUAGGACUUCUGACUGGACUGAUUGCAAUUGGAGUACUAUUGAUUAUAACUGGAUUGCUUAUUUAUUACCUCUGCCAAAGAAAGUGCAAACCAAGAUUGCCAGGGUGCAGAAACUGCAGGAGGCAUAAUUGUUCCAUCAUCUUCCAAAGACAGGAAGAGUUUCCUUUAAAUCACGUGUCUCCUCAUAGAACAGAACAGAUAGGAUUGCCAACUUAUGAUCAAGCAAUGGAAUUAAGAGAACAUUAUGAUUCUCCACCCCCACCAUAUCCUGGAAGUUCAGGAAGGUUCAAAGUGUUCAAGAAGUCUCUCUCACUUCCAGGUCCUUAAUGAGCAAACAUGACCUGUGAAAAUUAGUCUUAAUAAAAGAUGUACAGCUGAAAUGCUACAGUACUGUGCUCUAAGAGUGUCAAAAGAAUCUUCUUCAGCAUGCCUAUGAGGGACUAAAGAGUGUCAGGUGAACAAGGAACCCAUCUUUCUCCAGUGUUCUGAUAGCUAAGGAUGAAAGACUCCUUUUAUUAUGUUUCCAUUUAUGUGUAAAAAAACUGUAUUGAAUUUGGCUCCUAUGCAUUUUGAGCCACUGAGUAAAUUGAUGUGCUACUUCGGUUUCUCAUAACUUAAAAGUUCAUUUCCAAUUCUAAAAAUUGCACUAGUUUUCUAACUAUUUUAGAGUAAGAAGUAGUCAGUACUUUUGUUUUGAAUAAUUUUCUCCCAUGAUAAAAAAGUGUGCAUGCCUUUCAGUCAGUUUUGACUCCUGGCAACUGCCUGGACUAGUCCCUGCAGUUUUCUUGGCAAUGUUUUUUGGAAGUGGUUUGC
This is a messenger RNA of Python bivittatus (Burmese python), 1359 nucleotides long. RefSeq names its product proline rich and Gla domain 4 (gene PRRG4). Gene Ontology annotation, cellular component: extracellular region; plasma membrane. The record is from RefSeq and is a predicted model, not a curated record. Gene Ontology annotation, molecular function: calcium ion binding. NCBI's taxonomy places the organism in Eukaryota, Metazoa, Chordata, Lepidosauria, Squamata, Pythonidae.